GGCAAAGCUUGGAUACACUGUGCACAAUGAGGAGAUUGUGGAAGGUAAUCACAGCAUGGAACUUAUAUAGAGAUACAAGAGAAUUUGUCCAAGAAUGGUAAGACUAGCUUCUCGGGCUAGUGAAGACAAAGAAGCAUUUGCAUUGGUAGAAAGGUUGAUGGAAGACUUGGAAAAACAAGUCGACAAUAUUUUAGUGAAGACAAAAUCAGCUCCUCAUCAUUCUGAUAAACCAGUUGAGAAUAAUAAUUUAUCUCAAGAAGGUGGUUUAAUGGAAAAGGUUAAAGGACUUAAAAGGCGUAUAGUUCGUAAAGGUGGUAAACGACCAAGAGGUUUUAUGGAGUUGAACGCAAGGCGAAAAGCUACGAAGAAAAAGUCUUCUACACGUCAAGCUGCUCAAGAUCCUCGUAGCUCAACUCAAGUGGCUAGUUCUAGUUGUACUCCUCAGGAUGUUGGAGGAUUGGAUACUCCAAGCUCAAAUGGUGUAGCAUUUUAUGGUUAUAAUCCCCAAAGAAAUGUGCAAGGAUUGCCUUCGCCGGUGAGAAUGGUCUCCGAUUGUGUUGCAUCCGUCGCCGUGACCUUCGUUGUAUGUUUCACCGGUGAGAAUGGUCGCCGAUUGUCAUGUGUCCCUAUACCGGUUGAUAAGAGGAGUUCUCUCGUUGAAAUGGAGAACAAGGAAUUUGGGAAAAAAUGA
Tripterygium wilfordii is the source of this 691-nucleotide messenger RNA. RefSeq lists its product as uncharacterized. NCBI's taxonomy places the organism in Eukaryota, Viridiplantae, Streptophyta, Magnoliopsida, Celastrales, Celastraceae. The record is from RefSeq and is a predicted model, not a curated record. Bases 95 to 691 code for a protein of 198 amino acids. The transcript is spliced from 4 exons.